This is a messenger RNA of Penicillium subrubescens, 1479 nucleotides long. Its product is annotated as putative MFS monocarboxylate transporter. The record is from RefSeq and is a predicted model, not a curated record. Gene Ontology annotation, biological process: transmembrane transport. Gene Ontology annotation, cellular component: fungal-type vacuole membrane. Gene Ontology annotation, molecular function: transmembrane transporter activity. Lineage: Eukaryota; Fungi; Ascomycota; Eurotiomycetes; Eurotiales; Aspergillaceae. Bases 1 to 1479 code for a protein of 492 amino acids. The transcript has a single exon.
AUGGCAAUGGCCAACUCUUCAUCAGAAAAGAAUCAACCCUCAAACACAGUAACAAUGGAUGAAAAAGACCAUCCAUACAUCCAGCCACGCGCUCUCGAAGCAAAUCAUCCACCACGAACUCCAUCCUCCGACGAAGAAUCCACCAUCGGCGACCUUCACGAUGACAACCUCCACAACACCCAUAACACCCAUAACGCCCUAACGCAAGUCCCCACAAACGCCAGCGCCAUCACCCGCACCCUCUCCGCCGUACGAACCCGCGAAUCCGGCAAAGACCUCGGCCCCCCGCCGGACGGGGGCUUCCAAGCCUGGCUGCAAGUCGCCCUGGGCCAUCUAAUCAUCUUCAAUACGUGGGGGUAUAUCAACAGUUUCGGCGUCUUCCAAACAUACUACACCUCGACACUCGGCCGUCCCCCAUCCGAUAUCUCCUGGGUAGGAAGUAUCCAGAUCUUCCUGCUUUUCUUCAUCGGGACUUUCUCGGGACGAGCCACCGAUGCGGGAUAUUUCCGGUUUACGUUGACGGUGGGUGCGACGUUGGAAGUAUUCUGUAUCUUUAUGACUUCGUUGUGCACGGAGUAUUGGCAGCUUUUCCUGGCGCAGGGAUUGGGCCAGGGAAUCGGGUGUGGACUUAUGUUUUGUCCGACGUUGGCGUUGAUAUCGACAUAUUUUGUUAAACGGCGCGGUAUCGCGAUUGGAAUUGUUGCGUCUGGGUCGGCGACGGGUGGACUUGUUUUUCCUGCUGUGGUGAUGCGUCUUUUACCGCGCAUUGGAUAUGGAUGGACGAUGCGUACGCUGGGAUUUAUUUCGCUGGCCACGCUGAUUCCUUGCUUGAUCUUUUUCAAGCAGCGCCUCCCGCCUCGCACGAGUGGGCCGUUACUUGAAUUAGCCGCGUUCAAGGAACUGCCCUACCUGCUCUUUGCAGUGGGCAUGUUCCUGAAUUUCUGGGGUCUGUAUGUCGCAUUCUUUUACGUGGGAAGUUUCAGCCGCAACAUCAUCGGUGUAUCGGAAACUGUCUCGAUAGAUCUUCUCCUGGUGAUGAAUGGAGUAGGACUUGUGGGCCGAUUAGUUCCCAACCUGCUCGCUGAUCAAUUCACCGGUCCACUCAACCUGCUUAUUCCAUUCAGCGGGGCCACGGCCAUCGUCGCAUACUGCUGGGCCCCAGUCAAGGAUUUGGAUAGUCUAUGGGUUUUCGCGGCAUUUUAUGGCAUUUUCGCGGCGGGCAUUCAGUCCUUGUUCCCUGCGACGUUGAGCACAUUGACGACAGAUUUGAAGAAGAUUGGUGUACGCAUGGGGAUGGUGCUUAGUGUUGUGGCGGUGGCGGCGUUGAUCGGGUCGCCGAUUGCGGGGGCGUUGAUUCAGCGGGAUGAUGGGAAUUACUUGUAUGCGCAGAUGUUUAUGGGGAGUGCGAUUCUUGCGGGGACGUUGACUUUAAUUGCGGCGAGGGUUUGUAAAGUUGGGAUGGGACUUGCUCGUGUUUGA